CUUGUAGAGAUGUUAAAAUAACCGUUGACCCAUAUUGUUUGGAUAACUAAAUGGAUAAAUGGAUCAUUAGGUAUUUCUGAAUAGCAAUUGUUUGCAUAUGGCCGAUUCUGCAGUUUUAUAGUCGGUUCUAAGACCAUUUUUAACCAAUAUGGAAGACACCAACAAUGAAGAAUAUGUAGACCCGUGGUGGGGAGAAUAUUUAGAGAGAAGGCGCAUUUAUGAUUUAAUUGAAGAUACAUUGUCUUUCAAAAUCAUCACUGAUGAUUAUGUCAAAUUACUGCUGUGCUCAGCAAUAUCACUAGCUGACAUUUACUUAGUAACAAGAAUUUGGAGGAACCGUCACUUAAGAUGCACAAAGGCCAAUGAAUAUAUCCUGCAUUAUAUUAUCUGUAAUCUUUUAUUAACUGCAUUUUUAGUUAUAAAAAUUUCUAUAGAAGUGCUUUUAAUAUUAUCCCAGAAGGAGAGAAUUAAAAGUAGAGAGAAUUUCUUUCGUUCUUAUAAUAGCUGUAUCGAAAAACAACUUGAAACUACUGCCUUACUAUGUUUUUUCCUCUGCGCUUUUGGACUUACACUGGAUUGGCUAAUAACAGUGCCCUUCAAGUUGAUAAGACCUCUCUUUCAAAAAAUCAUCAACAACCUCAUAUUAAUGAUCUAUGGUAUAGCUUUAAUGAAGAUUUAUUUUGAUGUUAUUUGUCCAUCAAAAAAUGUUAAAUGGAUGAAAGUAGCUACGCAAGUUCUCUGCAUAUCGAUAGCAAUUUUUGUACUACUCUGUAAUUUUAAACGAAAAUCAAUCUACAAAGAAAGGAACUAUUCCUUAACUAUAGCCAGUGUUAUGGUAUGCUGUUGCGUUCCUUUUUCAAUAUAUGUUCUUGUUAUCGAAUUAAUAAUGAUUGACAAAGAUAUGUUUAGUUUUGUUCUGUACAUAACUUAUUUUAUUCCGCAGUAUUUGGCAUAUACCAGCUCUAUUAUCAGCGUCGCAUGGUUAGCUAUAAUCAAAAAGAAGUUUAGAGAUGCAUUGAAAAUUAGAUGCCAUGAUCAUAUUGGAAAUUAUUACACUGACUGCGAAUAUUGUAGUGCUUGGAAUAUUGACCAAAGUGUGGACAAAGUUAAAGAAAGUAUAGCAGAAGAAGAGCAGGAAGUAGAUAUAGCUCCAAGCAAACAGCCGACAUAAGUCUGCUUUAGCUAGGGAUGGGAAAAACCUACCGGUUUUAACCUAAAACCGGUUUUUUUACUUCGCAGUAACCGGUUUUACCGGUUGUUUUUUUGUCCCGGUUAUAACCGGUUUUUUCCUUUUAAAGUACCGGUAUAACCGAAAACCGGUGUUUUGUCAAAAACCGCCAUCCCUAUAGCUCAAAGCCCGAAGCUUUACCUGUUAUUAUUUUUUUAUGUUCUGUAUUAAAUAAGUUCUGAUUUU
Molecule: messenger RNA, 1414 nt
Organism: Diabrotica virgifera virgifera (western corn rootworm)
Lineage: Eukaryota; Metazoa; Arthropoda; Insecta; Coleoptera; Chrysomelidae
Exons: 2
Coding region: 149-1171 (340 amino acids)
Source: RefSeq, a predicted model, not a curated record